Messenger RNA from Episyrphus balteatus (marmalade hoverfly), 5809 nucleotides. RefSeq lists its product as uncharacterized. Gene Ontology annotation, biological process: protein localization to ciliary inversin compartment. The transcript has 4 exons. Gene Ontology annotation, cellular component: ciliary inversin compartment. Lineage: Eukaryota; Metazoa; Arthropoda; Insecta; Diptera; Syrphidae. Gene Ontology annotation, molecular function: protein binding. The record is from RefSeq and is a predicted model, not a curated record. The coding region runs from base 500 to 5767 and encodes 1755 amino acids.
CCUAUAUCGACCUAUAACCAGUGCUAAAAAUGAAUUUUACCAUCGAAUUCAGAAGAUAAAAGUUGCUGAACCACGGAUUAAAUAUUUGUACAACUGGCCCUCACAGGGUAGAAAAUCUUUUUUUUCAUCUUUAUGAAGUUUUUUCUCUUUUGCACUUAUGUGCGCUCUUUGCGUCUUCCUGUAAAAGCAGACUAUUCAACUCAAUUCACGCACUGGACACGGCCUUAAACAUGAGUUAUCGAUUUCGAUAAAGAACGUUUACACAUCCCUAUUCGUUCUGUUUGUGGUUUUUAAAAAAAAGAAAUCAGCCGAAGUGCUGACAACAAAAAUCAUCUUUGAAUUUUCAAAUUAUAAACAAUUUUAUGCAAGAAAGGUGUUCGUUUUGUUUUGUUAAAGCUAAGUGAGAUUUAUAUUGAAAAAGCCGAUAUUAAAACUAUAUUUUCAAUCAUUGGGUCCUUUAUAACAAAAAACAAAAGUAAACACUCGAAAACUCUUGACAAUGGGUAAAAUAAAUAAAGAUCUACUUAAUUCAGUUAACCAUGGGGACGUAAAAAGUUUAAAAACUUUAAUAAAUCGUCAUGGUCUACAUAAUUCCGUCGCACACGGAUACAUUCUUCUCCUUAAAUCCAUCAAGCUCAAAAAUAACAAAAUAACUGAAUUACUUUUAAAUGAAGGAUCUAGAGUAAACAGAAAACGGACCAAAAGAAUUCCUUCAAAUACACCACUUCACCUUGCUAUCGAAAAUGGUGACUUAAAACUUACAGAAAUGCUCCUAGAUAAUGGUGCCGAUAUUACUGCAAAUAAUGUUAAUGGCUUGUCUCCUCUGGUGCUCGCUAUUAUUAAGAAAAAAGAAGAAAUUAUUUAUCUUAUAAUAAGAAAAAGAAGAGAUUGUAUCAAUGAUAGAUGCAAACAGGGAAUAUGUCCUCUCCAUGCUGCGGCUGAACAUGGUUCAAGUAAUAUAACUCAAAAACUCUUACAAAAUGGAGCAAUUGUUGAUGUUAAAACGACUUCCGAAUGGACACCCUUGCAAUUUGCCUCUCAAAAAGGAAAUUUGAAUAUCAUCGAAUUGCUUUUGAACAGUAAAGCUAAUAUUAAUCCUCGGACGCAUCACACUUGGGCGCCACUUUACUUAGCUGUUGACAAUUGUCAUAGGGAUGCUGCUCAAUUUUUAAUGAUUCGCGGAGCCAAAAUUAAUAACGAAUUCAAAAACGGAAAAACCGUUCUAAGUUGUGCUAUUGAAAAAUGCUUAUGGUUAGUCGAAGACAUUUUGAAAUACUCUCCAGAUAUUAACAACGCAAGCAACAAAAAAUCUUUUAAAUUCGCAGCACGUCAAAAGGACGAGUUCUAUUUUCCUAUCGUUAAAAGUCUUAUAAGAUAUGGUUUUUCUAUUGAAGCUAGUGAUAUAAAUGACACUGCUUUGCUGCGUAAUGCUGUUAAAAUGGGAUACAUAGAAAUUAUACAAGACCUCAUCAAGCACGGGCUUGAUUUGACUCAUAAUAAAUCAACAUUUUUGCUGAUUGCUGUAAAAAACAAACAAUUAGAGAUUGCAGAACUUUUUGUUACGCAUGGGGCCGAUGUAAAUUCCACAAACAAUGCUGGAAAACCUCUCAUAUUUUAUUCAGUGCAAAAUUCUGAUGUAAAAAUGUACAAACUGCUAGUUCAACAUGGGGCCGAUGCUAACGAAUACCCCGAAUUGCUAAGACUUGCAAUCAAAGGGGAAUGUAAAGAAAUUUUUGAUCAUCUACUUGAAAACAAAGUCGACAUUGAUGCUGCGGAUGAAUACGGAAGAACGCCAUUGCACUUCACUGUGUCACGCAUACUUUCCUAUGAUAAGAAUUUUCCCAAAACCAAUGCCGAGCUUGACGAAGCGAUUGGAGAAUAUAACUCAUACCAGCCAAAUAUUAAGAUAAGGACAGAAAUUGCUAAAAUACUUCUAGACAAGGGUGCAAAUAUUCAUGCUAAAACUUACCUCGAUAGAUCAACUGCUCUUCAUAUUGCCUGCGAAGAAGGAUUUGCAAAUUUAGUUGAAAUUCUUUUAGAAUAUCAAGCUGAUAUAAAUUGUUUAAAUGUGGAUGGCACACCGUUGCAUUGUGCUGCUAGAAAUAGAGACGACAAUAAAUGUAUUAUUGAAAUGCUAUUAGCGAAAAAGGCUAACAUUAAUUCAAGAAAUGGGAAUGGAGACACGGCUCUUCAUAUCACUGUUGAAAACAAUAACACAAAUAUUGCACAGACAUUGGUUAAAAAUGGCGCAGAUAUAGAUUCUAAAAACAAUAUGUAUGUUACGCCCCUCCACAAGGCUAUAACUUACAAUAGUUUUGGAGCAAUUUAUAUUCUCUUGGAACACGGGUGUUCUAUUAAUUCUAAGGACAUAUAUGGUAAUACUCCCCUUCAUCAAGCCAUUAUAUCGGGAAAUUGCUUGUUAAAAAGACUGCUUGAAUUUGGAUCUGAUAUUAAUAUUUUGAAUAACAAUAACCAAACACCUGUUGAUGUAGCAUAUGACCGUGUGGAAAAGAAUGAAAGGUAUUUUGAAGGGGACGACGGUUAUUACGGAUAUUAUGAAGAUUUACAAUACGAGCCUGAUGAGUCAUAUGAAGAUAAUAGAGAUAUGAAAAACUUUAAAAAGUUGCUCUUACAUGCAAUAAUGCUAAAAGCUGCCAAUUUAUAUUAUGGCGAAAUAGAUUUAUAUUCCUACUCGUAUUUGCGUGAUAAAAAUUUUAUGAAAUUACACGAAGAGAAAUGUACAAAAGAAAUAAUACAAUUAAAGCUCGAAAAAAUUGCAGGUACCAAAUUCAGUUUUUAUGAUAUUUUGACAAAAAAUACCCAAUCUAGCGUAAGCUUCGCUAGAAAUGAAGAUGUCGACCUAAUUUUUCAAUCAGAUGAUUAUAGAAAAAAAUUUCCAAUUUAUGCUUCCAUGCUCAAAAGAAACUUCAAAAAGGCUACUCAAAGAUGUCGAUUACUCGAAACAGCUCAUGAGUUUUUCAAAUGUUUGAAUUUUGAAAUUCCAUAUGGAUGUGCUGAUCAAAUAAUAAAUUAUUUGAGUGAUUCUGAUUUACAGAAUCUCUUUAAAUUAAUGGAAAUGCCUUCGACCCUUAAAACUUGCAAAAGUAAACACUCAACACUCUUGCCAAUGGGUAAAAUAAAUAAAGAUCUGCUUUAUUCAGUUAACCAUGGGGACGUGAAAAGUUUAAAAACUUUGAUAAAUCGUCAUGGUCUACAUAAUUCCGUCGCACACGGAUACAUUCUUCUCCUUAAAUCCAUCAAGCUCAAAAAUAACGAAAUAACUGAAAUACUACUAAGCGAAGGAUCUAGAGUAAACAGAAAACGGAACAAAAGAAUUCCUUCAAAUACUCCACUUCACCUUGCUAUCGAAAAUGGUGACUUAAAAAUAACGGAAAUGCUCUUAGAUAACGGUGCCGAUAUUGAUGCGGAUAAUAAAAAAGGCUACUCUCCUCUCAUACUCGCUAUCAUUAAGAACAAUGAAGAAAUUAUUGAUCUAUUAAUCAGAAAAAAAGCUAAUCUCAAUUAUAUAUGCAUAAAAGGUUUAAGUGCUCUAUAUGCUGCGGUGCACUAUGGUUUAUGCCAAUUAACUGAAAAACUUUUACAAAAUGGGGCAUAUGCAAACUUAAUAUCAACUAAUUCCUCAGGUAGCGGAUUUACACCGCUUCAUUAUGCCACUUUCAAUGGAAACAUAGCGAUUAUUAAAGUUCUCUUGAAAUAUGGAGCAAUUGUUGAUGUAAAAACUGAAAACGGAUAUACACCCUUGCAUUUUGCAUGUGAAAAGGGAAAUGUAGAAAUAAUCGAGCUGCUUUUAACCAAAAAUGUUGAUAUUAAUUCUCUUAAUUAUGAUGCAAUGACUCCACUCUACAUAGCUGUUCACAAUUCUCACAGAGAUGCCGCUAAAUGUUUAAUGAAUCACGGAGCCGAAAUUAAUGAAAAAUUCGACAACGUAACAACGGUACUUAGUUGUGCUGUGCAAAAAGGCUUAUCGUUGAUCGUCGAAGAUAUUCUAGAAUAUCGUCCAGAUAUUAAAAGCAAAGUCAAUAAAAAAUCAUUUAUAAAAGCUGCAAGUAAACCGAAUGAACACUAUUCACCGAUCGUAAAGAAUCUUAUAAGAUAUGGUUUUUCUGUUGAUGCUAGUGAUAUAAAUAAUAGCGAUUUGGUGAGUAAUACAAUAAAAAUGGGAUACAUAGAAAUUAUACAAGACCUGAUUAAACACGGUCUUAAUAAGGAAAAAUAUUUGUGUAGUGCUGCAAUGCAGGAGCAAUUAGAGGUAGCAGAAUUCUUUGUUACCAAUGGAGCUGAUGUAAAUGCCAUAGACUAUUUUGGGAAACCUCCUAUAGUCUAUUCGAUUAAAAAUUCCGAUUUAGAUAUGAGCAAACUUCUACUACUACAUGGAGCAAAUGUUGAAGAAUAUCCCGAAUUGCUGAGUAUUGUAAUUGAAUUGGAGUGGAAAGAAAUUUUAGAGAUGCUGCUUGAAAGAAGAGUUGAUAUUGAAGCUACAGAUGGAUUUGGAAGGACACCAUUGCACCUAACUAUCUCACACAAAUAUUCCAAAUACGAUAAGUUUAUUAACGAUUAUAAUGAUGAAGAACUCAACUAUGCGCAUGCAUACCUUUUGGCGUACCCGCCCAACAUCGAAGUAAGGACAGAAAUGGCUAAAAUACUUUUAGCCAAGGGUGCGAAUGUUCAUGCUGAAACUAUCAUGGAUAGUGCAACUCCUCUUCAUAUUGCCUGUGAAGAAGGAUUUGCAAGUAUAAUUGAAGUUCUUUUAGAAUAUCAAGCUGAUGUAAAUUAUUUAAGCGUGGAUGGUACACCAUUCCAUAUAGCCGCUACAAACGAUAAUGAAUUUGUUAUUGAAAUGCUCUUAGCGAACAAGGCGAACAUUGAUUUAAAAAAUAGAUAUGGCAAUACGGCUCUUCAUAUUGCUACAGAAUGCGAUAGCAAAAAUGUUUUGAAAACAUUGCUUAAAAAUGGAGCAAAUGUAAAUUCUAGGGACAAAAAAGGUAGAACGCCCUUUCAGUUAGCUUUAGAAAAUAAAAAUCUUGGAACUUUUGCCAUUUUUUUAGACUACUUGGGCUCUUCCAUAGAUUCUAAGGACAUUGAUGAUAAUACGCCACUUCAUAAAGCUAUUAUGUUAGCGGACAGAUCUAUAAUUGAAUCUCUACUUAAUUUGGGAUCCAAUAUUAAUAUUUUGAACAACAACAACCAUACACCUAUUGAUUUAGCAGAUCAUUUACAUUUUUCUCAAUUAAGCUGUAUUUCUAAAUGCAAGAAUACAGUCUAUAGUCAUGAUCUUUAUAAUGCCAACAACAUUGAUACGUCUAAAAUUUUGCUCUUACAUGCAAUUAUGUUAAAAGCUGCAAAUUUGUAUUAUGGCAAAAAAGAUUUAUAUUCAUAUUUGGCUGAUAAUGAUUUCAUGAAAUCACAUGAAGAGAAAUGUACAAAAGAAAUAGUUCAGCUAAAACGCUUUAAAGUUGCAAGCAAAGAACACAGCUUUUAUGACAUUUUGACAAAAAGUGUUCAUUCAACGGCAAGCUUCGUGAAAAAUGAAGAUGUUAUACGAAUUUUGGAGUCGGAUCAUUAUAAAGAUAAAUUUCCAAUAUAUGUUUCUAUGCUGAAAAGAAACUUAGAAAAGGCUACUCAGAGAUGUCCAUUGCUCGAAAAAGCUCAUGAGUUUUUCAAAUCUUACUUCAAAACUCCGUACGAAUGUACUGAUCGGAUAUUAAGUUAUUUGAGUAAUGAAGAUUUACAGAAUUUUGUAAUGUAAUGAAAAUGCCUGCUAAUUUUAAAACUCAAUGUGUGUGUAAGU